AUGAAUCAAACAGCAGAGCAGGCAUACUUCAUGGAGCAGGCGUUUGAGAUGGCACAAAAAGCGCUCGAUACAGGAGAAACCCCUGUAGGCUGCGUGUUGGUUUACAAGAAUAAAAUAGUUGGCCGCGGAAUGAACGACACCAACAGAUCUAUGAACGGGACCAGACACGCCGAAUUCCUUGCAAUCCAGGAGAUGCUCCGCACUUACCCAAAACAAGCACUCCGGUCGACAGACCUUUACGUGACAGUCGAGCCCUGCGUCAUGUGCGCGGCCGCCCUUCGCCAGUAUCAGAUACGACAGGUGUAUUAUGGCUGUGGAAAUGAGAGGUUUGGGGGAACUGGAAGCAUCCUGUCCUUGCAUUCUGAUUUCGCGAUCGACCCGCCUUAUCCUGUUCACGGGGGGCUCCAGCGAAAAGAGGCAAUCAUGCUCUUAAGACGUUUCUACAUACAGGAAAACGAAAAGGCCCCCAAGCCUCGACCUAAAAAGCAUCGGGAGCUGAACACCAGGUUCGACGAUGAUGCUCAGAUUGACCCUACGGGAGGAAAGUUGCAGAACCGAUCGAGCGACUGA
Messenger RNA from Aspergillus mulundensis, 570 nucleotides. RefSeq names its product nucleoside deaminase. Gene Ontology annotation, biological process: tRNA wobble adenosine to inosine editing. The transcript is spliced from 5 exons. The record is from RefSeq and is a predicted model, not a curated record. The coding region runs from base 1 to 570 and encodes 189 amino acids. NCBI's taxonomy places the organism in Eukaryota, Fungi, Ascomycota, Eurotiomycetes, Eurotiales, Aspergillaceae. Gene Ontology annotation, cellular component: nucleus; cytoplasm. Gene Ontology annotation, molecular function: zinc ion binding; tRNA-specific adenosine-34 deaminase activity.